AUGGACCUGGAUGCGCUUGCCGGCGUUGUCAGUUACCGACAUGCCGGUGAUGAUGUCGCUCUCGUUACUGCAGCAGUUGACAGGAUCACGAUUGAGAACCCAUUGAAAGAAAUUUGUGACCUGGAAUUGAGUGGCCAAGUUACUUAUUCUACUGGCCGAUCAAGUAUGGAAGUAUCUCUACAGGUUGCCAAAGCGCCGGCUGAAGGUGAAGUGGUGAGGGCUGAAGAUGUUCUAAUUACUUGCGCCUUUACAAUGGUGGCUUUGGAUCCAAAGACUAAGAAACCAGCCUCUGUUGCGCCGCUCCUGGUUGAAACGGCUGAAGAGCGUCGGCUGUUCGAGAAGGGAGAGCAUAAUUAUAAUGCCAAAAAGGACCUUAGACAGAGAAGCCUGAAGACCCAGACUCCCAAUGACGAAGAGAGUGACCUUAUCCAUGCAAUGUGGACGAAGAGAGCAGGCCGUGAAAUACCUCCUGAGCUAUCUGGCGUAUCUGCUACGAACAUGAAGGACACAAGGCUCUCAGCCGCCCAGAUCAUGCAGCCUUAUGAUCGCAACCGACAUAACUUCAUGAUCUUCGGAGGGUACCUUCUCAAGCAAACGUUCGAACUGGCUUACUGUUGCGCUGCCUCAUUCUCACACAGCAGACCUACUUUCCUAUGCCUUGAGCCCAGUACCUUCGACAACCCGGUCCCAGUUGGCUGCGUUUCGUACCUUAAUGCCGUAGUAUCGUAUACUCAGGACUCGCCUUCGACUUCCUCAGCCGGACAAAAGUUCACCAGAGUUCAAGUUCGGGUUGACACAACCGCCAGGAACAUUGACCAUGGAACUAGCAAUCCCACUGGAACCUUCAACUACACCUUCUUGGUUGAGGGACAACACGAAGUUUGGCCACAGACCUAUGAUGAAUUCAUGAUCUGGGUGGAAGCGCGAAGGAAUGUCGAGAAUAUGAAUGCUAGUUUGCCCUCGCCGGACAAUGUUGCCAUCACCUAUAAAGAGGGCGCGACAGAGUGA
Molecule: messenger RNA, 1008 nt
Organism: Trichophyton benhamiae CBS 112371
Lineage: Eukaryota; Fungi; Ascomycota; Eurotiomycetes; Onygenales; Arthrodermataceae
Exons: 3
Coding region: 1-1008 (335 amino acids)
Biological process (GO): acyl-CoA metabolic process
Cellular component (GO): mitochondrion
Molecular function (GO): fatty acyl-CoA hydrolase activity
Source: RefSeq, a predicted model, not a curated record